CCUCCAUGGAGCCCUCUGCCGAGAACCCAAGGAGGAGCAGCAGCGACUCUUCCUCCUCCUCGGAGUUCGAGUUCUGGAUGGUUGGCAAAGAACCCUCCUUCCCCCAGCCUCACCUCCUCACCGCCGACGAGCUCUUCGUCGACGGCGUUCUCCUCCCUCUCCACCUCCUCCCUCUCUCCCACUCCAAUCCCAACACCACCACUGAAAUCCCAUCCUCAACCGAGCCCGCGCCCGAGCACGAGACCGAGAUGCCACCCCUUCCCCCAGAAUUCUCUACUCCUUCCAUUCCCCCCACCUCGUCCUCCAAGAGAUGGAAAGAUAUCUUUAAGGCGGGGGAGAGGAAGUUGGUGGAGAGGGUGAGAAGGAAGGAGAGAAUAGAAGCUGCCGGUAACGCCGCCGAGCUCAACAUCAACAUCUGGCCUUUCUCCAGGAGCCGCUCCGCCGGGAAUGCCGGCGCUGGCACCUGGAAUAGAGCCAAGGUUAUGGUGGCCCGGCGCAAGGCUAGUAGCGCCCCUUGCUCACGGAGCAACUCCCGCGGAGAGUCCUCGAAGCCAGCCGCCGCCGCCGCCACCACCACCACCACCUCCACCUCAAGGAGGAGGUGGGCUCCCAACCCAGGUCGGGUUGGACUCAACGCUGGCAUCCACCUGGGCCGGACCAGCCCGGUCUGGCAGCUGAGGAGGAACAGCAAGCCCUCUGAGCUUAAGGAGAAGGCCAGCGACGCCGGUGCCAAGAAAGGAGGUGGCAGUGCUGGGGUUCGAAUGCUGAAUCUGAACAUGAACACGUGCAUCGGGUAUCGGAAUCAGGUGAGUUUCAAGGGGGAGGAUAAGAAUGGGGUGGCCGGCGGUGAGCAGAGCAGUGGCGGCGUUGGUGUUGGAAGCAAUAGCGCCAGUCUGUUUAAUCUCAGAACUAUCUUCUCUAAGAAGGUGGUUUGAUGUAAAUAUUGUUGUAUAUUAUGUGUGGGUAUUGUAAAAUCUUAUGCCCUUUGUAUGUAAUCUCUCUGAAACUUCUCUUCCUCUUUGAUUCCAGAAUUAAAUUUUAGUGUUUUAGAGC
Messenger RNA from Elaeis guineensis (African oil palm), 1053 nucleotides. RefSeq lists its product as uncharacterized. NCBI's taxonomy places the organism in Eukaryota, Viridiplantae, Streptophyta, Magnoliopsida, Arecales, Arecaceae. The record is from RefSeq and is a predicted model, not a curated record.